Molecule: messenger RNA, 879 nt
Organism: Pochonia chlamydosporia 170
Lineage: Eukaryota; Fungi; Ascomycota; Sordariomycetes; Hypocreales; Clavicipitaceae
Product: carbon-nitrogen hydrolase
Exons: 4
Coding region: 1-879 (292 amino acids)
Molecular function (GO): hydrolase activity, acting on carbon-nitrogen (but not peptide) bonds, in linear amides
Source: RefSeq, a predicted model, not a curated record
AUGGCAAUAGCAGCAGUGGGCCAGAUCUGUUCCACGGCCUCCAUGAGGGCCAACCUCGAUCAAUGUGUGAGAUUGGUUUCCGAAGCAGCUGUCGGCGGAGCAAAGGUUCUUUUCCUCCCCGAAGCAUCAGACUACAUCGCCCACAACGCACAAGAAUCACUCACACUAGCUCAACCGCAGUCCACAUCUCCCUUUGUCCAGGGCCUCUGUUCUGCGGCCAAGUCACACGCCAUCGCCAUCCACGUGGGCAUCCACGAACCGCUGCCGCAACAAGAGUCAACGCGCAAGCUGCUCAACCGAGCCCUCUACAUCUCGUCGGGAGGUGAGAUCAUCGAGUCCGCAUCCUACGACAAGCUCCACGUCUUUGACUACGCCAACCUCAAGGAAAGUGACACCGUACAGCCGGGUGCGAAGCUCACCGCGCCGUUUGACUCGCCUGUCGGCCGGAUCGGCAGCCUCAUAUGCUUUGACUUGCGGUUCGCGGAGCCUGCAAUCUCGCUGGCGCAGCCGGGGCCUCGGAGCGCGUGGUAUCAGCGGCCGGCGCAGAUUCUCACAUAUCCCAGUGCGUUUACGUUGCGGACCGGCCAGGCGCACUGGGAGACGUUGCUGCGGGGGAGGGCGAUAGAGACGCAGAGCUGGGUUGUGGCCGCGGCGCAGGUUGGGCGACAUAACGAGAGGAGGGCGAGCUAUGGGCGGAGUUUGGUCGUUGACCCGUGGGGGGAAGUGAGGGUUAGGCUGGGGGGCACAAAGGAUGAUCUGGGAGAUGCGGAGGAUGGCGCGGUUGGGCAGCUUGGGUUUGUGGAUUUGGAUAUGGGGGUUUGGGAGAGGGUGAGGGGGGAGAUGCCAUUGAAGAGGAGGGACGUGUAUCCGGAGCUGUGA